UAGGUUGCCUUGUGUAUUUUUUAUUUGUUAGUAAGUUUCGUACGUGAACUGGAAAAAAAAAUUGAAUAAAGCUAAUAGUCGAUCAUAAUACGUAAAAAGUUUUGAAUGUAGAGAUUAAUGUUUUAUCAUAUUUUAGACUCAUUUCGAAUUCUAAGAAGACACGUUUCCGAUAUUUUGUGUACCAACAAUUUGUUACUAUCGUUUUGUACCUGCAGACACCAUAAUCUACCAGAUAUUUGGUUGACAAGUCUAGAAAUGACGUAUUUUCCUCUACCUGCAGACAUGUUGCUUGCUGAUACAAAAAUUCUUUAGAUAACAAAGCAAACCUCACCUAAACAAAGCUUAUAAGUAGGGGUGCACUGUUAAAAACCCUCCAUUAGUAAGGUAGUUGUUUUUACCAUAGUAUAUCCUCUUGCUGGUUUAUUGAAUUAUGAACAUGCUCAAGUUAUUACUGUUUUUCCUGUUUUAUUUUUUGAGUGAUUUAUGCAAUGCUCGAAAUGUGGGUGAAAAUGGACGUUUCUUCGGCUAUACUUAUACAAGCACGGUUGUUAAAUCUAAUGUUGUUACUUCAUUAGUGCCUUCCUCGUGUGUGCAAGUCGAACCCACACUACCACCCUGUAGAAGUGUCCGUUUUUUGAGACUCCCUAAAUUGCCAUCUAUAACGUUCAAUUAUCCUUCGAGCAAUCGUGUUAUAAGUAACAUUAGUGAACCAGAAUUGAAAACAACAGCCUUAGGAUGGGGAGAGUAUUUUGGCCUCUAUGCACCAACUGUAACAGUGACAAGAACAGACCUCCACAUUACCACCGUUGAGGACCCGUCGGUCGUGGUUACAUAUGCUGUAAAAGGAUGCAGACCUUUAAAAUUGCCAUUAGAUCUGGACAGAUGCCCAGAGGAAAGAUCAACAUUUUCUAUUGAAGAGAUUUUAGCAACGUCAACCGUUUUGUUGUCACAAACUGAAACAUUUUUACCAACUAAAACAAUGACGGUGAUAAAUCCAUCGAGUACAGUUUAUCAAAACUUGCCAAAUUUUUCUGACGAAGCCCACUUUCAAGAUAAUGUGAACUCACUUGAACCCUCUGGCCAGGAACAGGUCGAAAAUGGUCCAUCUCGAGCCACCCAAGCUUUACGUAAAUUACAAUAAAUUUAAAAAUCUUAUUUGAAAAUAGUAAGACAUGCAAAAUGUUGCAACAAACUUGUCUACAGGAAAUUGCUUUUAACAAAAGAUACACCUGCUCAAAGACAUGAUAAAAUGCUUAAAUAAAGUCUCAUAUGUUAUACGCGUUGAUUAAGCGAAAUACAGUAUUUUUGCAUUCGCUGCAAGAAAAUUAUUAAUUAGUAAAUAAAUAUUAAAUUGUGUGGGCCUUAUUAUUAUUAUUAUUGUAUGGCGUUUACAUUGUUAACACAAAGUAAGAAAAUAUUAACUCUUAGUAUACAGUAAUGUUCUA
Messenger RNA from Tribolium madens (black flour beetle), 1445 nucleotides. RefSeq lists its product as uncharacterized. The record is from RefSeq and is a predicted model, not a curated record. Lineage: Eukaryota; Metazoa; Arthropoda; Insecta; Coleoptera; Tenebrionidae. The transcript is spliced from 2 exons. The coding region runs from base 431 to 1141 and encodes 236 amino acids.